Molecule: messenger RNA, 546 nt
Organism: Humulus lupulus (European hop)
Lineage: Eukaryota; Viridiplantae; Streptophyta; Magnoliopsida; Rosales; Cannabaceae
Exons: 1
Coding region: 1-546 (181 amino acids)
Source: RefSeq, a predicted model, not a curated record
AUGUGGCAAGGGGAUCAUUUUAUCAAAGAUUGUCCAUUGAUGAAGAACCAACAAAAGAAGGAUGAACCUCAAAAGACAAAUGCUAGGGUGUUUACGAUUACUCAGGCUGAUGCUGAUACCAACAACUCUGUGGUGUCAGGUGAUAUUUUUGUAUCUGGUAUUCUCACUCAUGCAUUAAUAGAUUCAGGUGCCACACAUUCCUUUGCUUCCUUGACAUAUGUAAAAAGGUUGGGUAGAUUGAGUGAGAAAAUGUCAGAAGUUUUUAGUACAAUGUUACCAUCUAGAGAGAUUUUGUAUUCUACUCAUUGGUUUGGGGGGGGGGGGGGGGUUUCUAUUUGCAUUGAUGGUAGGGAAUUAUAUGCUGAUAUAAUAAUGUUAGAGAUGCACGAUUAUGAGGUAAUUUUGGGUAUGGAUUGGCUUUCAAAGUAUAAUGUCACUAUUGAUUGUAGAAAGAAAACAGUGAUACUUAAGCCUUCAAAGGAAUAUGAGUUUAUGUUUAUUGGAACGACAUCAAAAAGUUGCAUUCCUUUAAUUUAUGUUAUGUAG